AUGGGAGAGGCUCAGGUAUCGCAACAGGAAAAGGUCCCAGCCAAACCUACCUCAGCACCAGCCCUGCGUCAACCCAAUGCAGACUCGCCUAUCACUUCAGGGGAUCCCAUUGUUCUUCCACCAGGAAUCAGCUCCCAGACUUUCAAGUCUUUCACCCAACGGCUGGUAGAUAUCGUCGGACAGGAAAAUGUAACCAUCGUUUCAAAGGCGACAGACCUCUCUCAAGAGAGCUACCUGGAUCCCAGUAAAGCGCAUGAUAUGUUUCAUAUACUCGAUGCGCAGUACUUCGUCAGCUCGGCGGUCGUUGCGCCCAGAGACGUUCCGGAUGUCCAAGCGAUUAUGCGUCUUUGCAACGAAUUUGAGAUCCCAGUUUGGCCCUUCUCCAUUGGCCGGAAUGUUGGCUACGGAGGCGCAGCACCCAGAGUCCCUGGGAGCAUUGGUAUGGAUCUUGGACAGCACAUGAACAAGAUCCUGGAGGUGAAUGUGGAGGGCGCAUACGCACUAGUGGAGCCGGGAGUUAGAUUUUCCGACCUUCACGACUACUUGGUCGAGAAUAAUCUGAGGGAGAAACUCUGGAUUGAUGUGCCUGACAUUGGUGGAGGAUCGGUACUUGGAAAUACUUGCGAGCGUGGGGUGGGCUACACCCCAUAUGGAGAUCAUUACAUGAUGCAUUGCGGGAUGGAGGUGGUCCUGCCGGAUGGCAGCCUUGUUCGCACAGGAAUGGGCGCGUUGCCAAAUCCUGACGCAGAUCCCGGUCUGGGGCCUCAUGCACAACCCGGCAACGACUGCUGGCAACUUUUCAAUUACGGAUUUGGCCCAUACAAUGACGGUAUCUUCACACAGCCUGCUCUCGGUGUUGUGGUAAAGAUGGGCAUCUGGCUUAUGGCGAACCCAGGCGGCUAUCAAAGCUAUCUUGUCACGAUCCCACGAGACGAAGACUUGCACCAAGCGGUUGAGAUAAUUCGCCCCUUGCGGGUCGGCAUGGUUUUGCAAAAUGUGCCCACUCUUCGUCACGUCCUCCUAGAUGCUGCAGUAAUGGGCGACAGGAAGACGUACAGCAAUUCGACGAAGCCUCUGACCGACGCUGAAAUUGACGGAAUUGCCCGGAAGCUGAAUCUGGGGCGGUGGAACUUCUAUGGCGCUUUGUAUGGCCCGCCACUGGUGAGAGAAGCCAUGUGGCAGGUUGUCAAGGCUUCUUUUGGACAGAUUCCAGGCGCGAAGUUCUACUUCCCCGAAGACAUGCCCGACAACAAAGUCUUACAGAUCCGGGAUGGUACACUGCAAGGCAUUCCUUCGCUGGAUGAGCUCAAGUGGGUGGACUGGCUACCGAAUGGAGCCCAUCUUUUCUUUUCGCCCAUCGCAAAGGUUUCUGGCAGUGAUGCAACAGCACAGUACCAACUCACACGCCGGCGAAGCGAGGAAUUUGGCUUCGACUUCAUCGGCACUUUCGUCGUGGGAAUGCGAGAAAUGCAUCACAUUGUCUGUAUCGUCUUUGACCGAAGAGACGAAGACUCAAAGCGUCGGGCCCACAAAUUGAUCAGUACAUUGGUGGACGAUGCUGCGAAGCGAGGUUGGGGUGAAUACCGCACACAUCUUGCGUUAAUGGAUCAAGUUGCCGCAACAUACAACUUCAACGGCAAUGCUCUGAUGAAGUUGAAUGAGACAGUCAAGAAUGCAUUGGACCCAAAAGGGAUUCUAGCACCGGGAAAAAAUGGAAUUUGGCCACAGACAUAUGACAAGGCAUCGUGGAGAUUAUCCCCACAAUAG
Molecule: messenger RNA, 1767 nt
Organism: Fonsecaea multimorphosa CBS 102226
Lineage: Eukaryota; Fungi; Ascomycota; Eurotiomycetes; Chaetothyriales; Herpotrichiellaceae
Exons: 4
Coding region: 1-1767 (588 amino acids)
Biological process (GO): lactate catabolic process
Cellular component (GO): mitochondrion
Molecular function (GO): D-lactate dehydrogenase (NAD+) activity; FAD binding; D-lactate dehydrogenase (cytochrome) activity
Source: RefSeq, a predicted model, not a curated record